UGUCACACAGCAGUCUUGUCAGUUACGCUCCAUUUGAACUUUAGAUCGUUCGUGAGACUUGGGAAGGAUGCUUUCCAGUCGUAUCCAAUACGCUCUUGCGCUCCUCUCUCUAGCGCUGGCGGUAAGCAGCGUGUCUGCAGCACCGUCAGACCUGAAACUGCGCCAGCUGCUCCAGAGAUCGCUGCUUGCACCUGCAAGCAAACAGGAUCUUGCCCGACAUGCCCUAGAAGAAUUGCUGGCCGAAGUGGUGCGGGUAGAGAACGAAGCGCUGGAGCCUGACGACUUGUCCCGCGGAGCGGAUCAGGAAGAACUGCAUCUCGAACUUGAACGAGCCGCCGGUCCCGCUUUGGCUCCUCGUGAACGCAAGGCAGGAUGCAAGAAUUUCUUCUGGAAAACCUUCACGUCGUGUUAACUUGUUCGAAGUUAACUUAUUGUAACUGUUCCAUUAACUAAUUUCUUGUAUUUUUGGUUUCCAAAAAUUACUGAACAUUUUAAAUGUAAAUAUAACACGUAAUAAAUUAUAUUAAAAAAAUCUUUUAAUAUAUACGCUAUUGAUACCCGAUUCCUUCUUUAGUAGAAAUGAUCUGCAAUAAAUGUAUGAAAUUAUAUCAUAGUUCGUGCUUUAUCGUUUCGAACAGAGAAACUAUUUUAAAUCGUUUGUUUCAAUAAAAUCUGUUUCAGACUUCAA
Brienomyrus brachyistius is the source of this 688-nucleotide messenger RNA. It is a transcript of the gene sst1.1, whose product is annotated as somatostatin 1, tandem duplicate 1. Bases 68 to 412 code for a protein of 114 amino acids. The record is from RefSeq and is a predicted model, not a curated record. Gene Ontology annotation, cellular component: extracellular region. NCBI's taxonomy places the organism in Eukaryota, Metazoa, Chordata, Actinopteri, Osteoglossiformes, Mormyridae. The transcript is spliced from 2 exons. Gene Ontology annotation, molecular function: hormone activity. Gene Ontology annotation, biological process: regulation of cell migration.